GAGGCUCGGCGAGCACCAAUGGUCGUCGUGGAUCCUCAGUCACGUGACGUGCGUGUUGAACCAGCAGCAGGAACAUUGCAAAUGACAAGACCAAGACCAAGCCAGCGUCGGGCUCUCGUUGUCGUUUUUAAAUAAAAUAAGUGAUCCGUGUGUUCCCGGUCCCUAUAAUAAUUUGUUGCUGGCGAUAAAAUUCCAUAGUGGGUUUCGACUUACUCAACUUAUAAACUCUCCUCUGGCUUCCAGUGAUAGUCCUGGUUAUCGCACGUCUCCGUAAGUCCGUACUCUGCUCUCUGGUGUAAUGCGUGUUGUGUUUACGGUGGUGUUACGGUAAUGACUAGUGAAUAGUGGUUAAAAAAAAUUGAUCCAAUCAUGUCGGAAUUAAAUAACUUUAAGACCAAAGGACGAUAGAGAUUUCUGUGCAAUGUUUCAAGUUUAGUUGGAGAAGCCUUGUAAAAAAAAUAUAUACAUCUAUAUAUAUACAUAUAUAUAAACACACACACACACACACACACAUAUAUAUAUACAUAUAUAAAUAUAUAUAGAUAUAUUGUGGUAAACGUGAUUGUGUGCCGUGUGUUGGCUUCUCCUCCAUCAUAUUCUCCUCUCUCUACCACCGCUCCGGCGCCUUCACCUUGUCCUGUAACUGCGUGUGUUGGUCCCACUCGCGGGACCCGCUCCAACUCGUUUUUUAACAUUUUUUUUAUUCAUUUUAUUUAUUAUUUUAUUUUAUAUAUAUAUAUAUAUUUUAUUUUUUUUUUUACUAUACAUAACACAUUGGUGAAUUGGCAGCUUGGUUAUCUUGAACAAUUUGAGUUGUGGACGUGUGUAAGUGUAUCGCUGGCCCUCUGGGUUCCUCAGCGGAGGUAACCAUCGCCAUCACCAUCAUCGUCGGCAUCAUCGCCAUCGCAACCGCUAACCCAGUGUCUUAUUAAUAAUAAUAAUAAUAAUAUUAUUAUUAUUAUUAUUGUUGUUGUUAUUGUUGUUGUUGUAAAUAAUCUAAAGUUAUAACAAUGUCGGGAUCACAGCGAAUGCGUAAAUCGUCGCCAUGCUCGACAACAAAGCAGGGUCCGAUGCGAGCAACAUUGCCGGUAAGCUCGUUGUUACGACAAAGCCGACAAGGAAGCAAUCUAAGGAAGAGUAAUAGCAAUAGCCCGACAGUGUCGCCUACUAACGCGAACGCGUGGCGAGCAAGAAUUUCACCGGAGACAUCAGCAUCCUCUGGACAACGUAGUCCUGGUUCGCUUUCAUACAAAGCUAAAUCAAAGACACUGAGUGGACGAUGCAGUGAGGGAUUGAGCGGUAACCAAAAUAUACGGAGGACAGCAUCCCUUGACACUAUUUACCUUAAGGGACAAUGGCCUCGUGAUUAUUCUUACAUUCACGCAAGUCUCCUGCUCGUUGAUAAGUCCACGCAAACAGAAGAGUGGUCCCAACAAAAUGAGCCCAGAAAAUUACACAACCGACACCCUGCUGAGCCAACUAAUCCCGAUGACAAGAUACCCAUGGAGAAAUAUAUUCGCCACAGAUUACAAAGGACAAAUAAAGAAAGCAGCAGUAGUAGAGAAAGAACUGCUGCAUUUGGAUUAAUAAUGCCCGGUGGUCCACCACCAGCCCUUCCUGGUGAUCAUACAGUUAUGCUAGGAAGUAUUGGUUCCCAGACAUCAAUCCAAAACCAAUUCAACCUGAGUACAAAAGCAAGCCCAAUGAACAUACCAAUGAAACCAAUGAGGCCGCCAAUGCGUUCCUCAAUUGAAGGUUUGAAUCAAGAAAUCGAAGGACUUGUAUUAAAAUCAACAUCUAAUACUAAUGAAGAGCAUUCUGUUGAAGACAAGUAUGCAAGAUACCGGGAACAAAUAACACCAGAAGGUCACCGUGCACCUUUGGCAGAUCUCUUAAGAGCAACAAGGAGUGUGAACACGCAGACGCCGGCAACAGACCUUCCCUCCAGUUCGUAUUCUUCAGGUGGAAGCCGCGGAUCAACUCCAGAGCAAGAGAGAGAAGGACGUCUGGGUACGUCACCACACAUCAAUAGGUUCCUAGCACGAGAACCUCCAGAUGGUUGCGAAAAAGUUAAUACAAAAUUCCUCGAGGAUGCUAGACGGCCGAUGAUAGACAUCAGCAAGUUAGAUUACUGCCCGAAGCCAUGUGUUAAUUUUCAAUUGAAGCCAAGUUUGGGUUCAGCUUUCCUGCCACUUCAGCAGCCGGCCAAUCCUACAAUGGUGACAAGUAGCGUGUCACCGUCAUCGCACACGACGUCGGCAACACCACCACCUCCAAAUCCAUAGUCCCGACCCGUACCUUGCAGCCUUGAGACCUGCGUCAACGUGAGUGGUUUAUACAUUUAUUUUAUUCUGUAAUACGACUGGUGAACUGACGACAGAUCAUUAAUAUUAAUAAUUAAUUAAUUAAUUAAUAAUAAUAACAAUAAUAAUAUUAAUAUUAAUAAUAAUAAUAAUAAUAAUAAUAAUAAUAAUGAAUAAUGAUAAUAAUAUUAAACAAGAUUGAGAAACCUCGUGGUAAGGUGACUGAUUUGAAUAAACUCCGCAGCGUGCAUGACUCUUUCAUUGUGAAGUUACCCAAGGAAACCCAGUGCAAAAAUUCAUAAUGAAAAAUAUAUAUUUAAACAAAGUAAAUAUAUAACAAUUAUAAUAAUAAGGAAUUAUUAAAUGGAGUUGAGUUAUUAAAUUACUUAUUAUUAAUUAUGAAUAUAUAAUAAUAAUAAUAAUGAUGAUAAUGAUAAUAUUUAAGUAAUUGAUUGAAUGAUGAGUCGACAUGAGUGAUUUCGUAAGCAUUUCAAGAGUUUUUUACAAUAUCAAGCAAACGGUGGAUUCGAUUGUCACGUGAUAAUGACUUUAGUUGAUGGAAGGAAGGCAAGUUUCAUUUAUAAAUUAUGUACUGAAUGGAAGAGUCCUGUUGAAUAUUAAAUACAAUAAAUGCUAAAAAAUAAAAUAAUAAUAAUAAAUAUAAAUAAAAAGUUUAUGGAUUACGAGAAAUAAUAAUUUGUGAUAAUUGAAAACAACGUUUAGGAAUAAACAUUGUGUUCUUCAGGAAAAAAAGACUAAUGAUUAUUAAAAAAAAAAAAAAUAAAAUAAAAUAAAUCGUGUAUUCUAAAUUUAGCGCUACAAAUGUGCUGAACAACUUUAGUUUUGUAUACAAGGAUUGAUGAUUAAAAUUUCUAAGUAUUAACAUUUGAAUGUUGGACAAAAAAUAAUAAUAAUAAUAAUAAUAAUUAUUAUAAACUAUGCAGAGUGUACCGCGGUGUACGUAAAUAAAUAAUAAUAAUAAUAAUAAUAAUAACUUUUUUUUCAAAGCCUUCUGAUCACUUGAAAUAUUAAAAAAAAAAUGAAAGCUCAUUGACACGAAUCAAUCGCGCAUUGGCAGUUUUAAGUUUGUUAUUAAGUUUUGUAUUAUUAUUUUUUAUAAUAUUAACAAUACAUUCAUUUAUUAUUAGCGUACUUUAGUAUCGCGAGUUUACUGUAUCCCUAUGGUAUAUAUUUAUAUAUAUAUAUUAAAAUGUAAUGAUAUUUUUGGUUGGAUAUUGGAUUAUGUUGAAGCUGUUUUUAAAAUAAUCAACAAAAGGGUCCAAUAAAAAUUAUAUUUCUUAUUUUAUUUAUUAAUUGAUUUUAGUUUUUGUAAUUAUAUUAAUUGAGACCAUAGGGCUACCGUGGCUACCUGAUUUAUAGUUUUAAAUUUAACUUGAUUUAUUACGACAAUAUUAAUUAUUAAUUAGUUGAUCAAGUUUUAUGUGGACACAUGCAAUGACAGGUCAACGAAUGGGAUUAACUUUAUUUAAAUAAUCGCUGAACAAAUAGACAAUAUUUUUUUUAUAUUAUUUCUUUAUUGUGAAAGCAUAAAAAUUUUUAGUGAUUAUGGAGUUUUUUUUUUAUAAAUUAAAUUUUAAAAAAUAUUGACUCGAAUUUUUUUUUUCAUUUAAAACUACAUAAUUACCAAAAAUUUAAUAAAUUAAUAAAAUAGCAACACUCGUGUUUUAAAAUUAUAAAUAAAUUCGCGGAUAACGUUUUUAAAAUAUAAACAAAAAUGAAAAUACAUAAAGCAACUACCUCGUUGUCUGCCUUGCCUACGAGUCUAAUAAUUAAUAUUUGCUCUUAUCUCAUUUUCUCAUUUAAUUAAAUUCAAAAAUCAUUUAUUAAUUUAAAAAGAAAAAGAAAUCAAACAAACAAACAAACAAACGUUAUUCGCGACUGAUUUAAAAUUAAUUAAUUGAUAGUUUCAAUUAUAAUUAUUAACAUUAUUAAUUAAAUAUCGAAAAUUUCUAACACAUGUACCUGGCCCACUGAUUAAUGCUCGCAAUUUUUUUUUUUUUUUUUU
This is a messenger RNA of Microplitis demolitor, 4329 nucleotides long. RefSeq names its product protein FAM117B. The transcript has 7 exons. Lineage: Eukaryota; Metazoa; Arthropoda; Insecta; Hymenoptera; Braconidae. The record is from RefSeq and is a predicted model, not a curated record. Bases 1011 to 2285 code for a protein of 424 amino acids.